AUGUCUGAGAGGGCGAUACUGAUGCGAUGCGAUGCAAUCCUGUACUCCCCUGCGCUCGGGCGUCGCUCUGCUCAUUCCAUUGCAAGCUCGCAGAAUGACCAGAAUUCAAACAACAACCAGAACCACAACCACAACCAGAGCAACCAGAGCAGCCAGGGGUCCUUCCGCGGCGCGGCGGCCAUUGCGCUCGCGACUGUGGCUGUUGCUGGCACGAUGGGUCUGUUUGCAGUCGUGACGGCGGCGGAGGCGGACAUUGAUAGUCGCCGACGCAAGCCGAGAUUGGUCAUUCUGGGCUCGGGCUGGGCCGCGGUCGGCGUCAUCAAGGGCCUCGUUCCCGGCGAGUACGACGUGACGGUCGUCUCGCCACGGAGUGCGUUCGUCUUUACGCCGCUUUUGCCAUCGGCGUGCGUCGGGUCGGUGGAGAGUCGCAGCCUGGUCGAAUCCAUGCGCAAGAUGUGCGCCAACGCCCAAGCCCACUUUGUCCAGGCCGGCGCCACGGAUGUCGACUUUGGGCGCAAGACGGUCGUGUGCAAGGACGAGCAUGACCAGCUGUUUGAGCUGCCGUAUGAUCGCCUCGUUGUCGCGGUCGGCGCGCACAACAACACGUUCAACACGCCGGGCGUUGAGAAGAACUGCCACUUCCUCAAGCAAGUCCAGGAUGCCCGCGACAUUCGCGCCAAGAUCAUGGACAACUUUGAGCAGGCCGCGUUGCCAACCACCCCUGUGGACGAAAAGCGGCGCCUGCUGCACUUUUUGAUUGUCGGAGGCGGUCCCACGGGCGUCGAGGUGGCGGCCGAGAUUGCCGAUCUUGUGCGCGACGACCUGGUGCAUCUCUUCCCCGAGCUCUGCCAAAAGUACGUCAGCGUCUCUCUCGUGCAGUCUGCCGACCACAUUCUCAACACGUACGACGAGAGCAUCUCGCUGUACGCCGAGAAAAAGUUCAAGAUGCAAAACAUCAACGUCAUUACCCGCGCGCGUGUCUUGCAAGUCAACCCCACGUCGGUCGAGUACACGGAGCGCAUUGACGGCAAGGACGUCCCCAAGACGCUCAACUAUGGCAUGUGCGUCUGGUCGACGGGCAUCAAGCAAGUGCCGCUGGUCGAAACCAUUGCAACCCACCUCGACAAGAGCCAAAACCACCGUCGCGCACUCGUCACGGACUCGCGCCUGCGCGUGAUUGGCGCCGGUGGCGACAUGUUUGCAAUCGGCGACUGUGCCACCAUGGCCAUGCCCCACCUGCUGACCAACGUCAAGGACGUCUUUUCCGAGGCGGACGAGAACAAUGACGGCGUGAUUUCCUACGAGGAGUUUGAGCACAUGUGCAACCGCGCGGUCGAGCGCUACCCGCAGAUGGAGAUGCAUGUCCGACAGCUCAAAAAGCUCUUCUCGCAGUAUGACGCCGAUGACAACCGCAGCCUCGAUCUGGCCGAGUUUGGCAAAUUCUUGGCAGACAUUGACAAGCAGCUCAAAGCCUUCCCGGCCACGGCACAGGUUGCCUCGCAGCAGGGCAAGUACAUUGCGCGGCAGCUCAACUACCUCGCGCUCCAAGACCGGCGCACCUUCCUCGCUCAGCAGGAGGGCGGUCCUGCUUCCACAGCCACUGCGGCCUCCGAGAAGGCUGCGGCGGAAAUCUUGCACCAGACGGCCAAGCGCCAGGCUGCCACGGGCAUUGAAGGAAACGCCGUGGCGGUGGCAGCCGUCCUUCCGGAGGGCUCGCGCGUCGUGACGACCGCCCAAGACCAGGAGCGGCUGGCCCGCCAAGCGACAGCUCUUGCCUACAAGCGGCCUUACAAGGAUUUCGAGCCAUUCCACUACCACCACAUGGGAUCGCUGGCCUACAUUGGCCACGAAGAUGCUGCCAUCGACUUUGGCGGCGGCAUCACUGGCUCCGGCACGGCCGCCUUCUUCCUCUGGCGCGGCGCCUACCUCAGCAACUCUGUAACUGUGCGUGUGCGUGUUGCCAUUGCCCUUGACUGGCUGAAGCUUGCGCUGUUUGGCCGGGACUUUAGCCGUUUUUGAAGGCGCAGUCAUUUUUGGGUUGGUUUUUUUUUUUUUUGCCGUGUGCAUUGGUUUGGUUGUUGUGAGUGUAGUUGAUGUGAGGAUUUUGUGUUUUGGACAAGUCUCUGCCAAUGAAUUUUGGAUGUCAACGCGACAUUGCAAGAACCAGGCAGUAAAAG
Capsaspora owczarzaki ATCC 30864 is the source of this 2177-nucleotide messenger RNA. RefSeq names its product NADH dehydrogenase. The transcript has 2 exons. NCBI's taxonomy places the organism in Eukaryota, Filasterea, Ministeriida, Capsasporidae. The record is from RefSeq and is a predicted model, not a curated record. Gene Ontology annotation, molecular function: calcium ion binding; NADH dehydrogenase activity. The coding region runs from base 1 to 2019 and encodes 672 amino acids.